GAUCUGGAGAAGAAUGAAAGUAGUACCAGCUGUGAUUGUUGUCAUCUGAAACUGAGAAACAGUCUCGUCUCUGCUAUGGAUGAUGAUGAUGAUGAUGAUUGGAUGGUGUGGGUGUUUGUAUGUCCAUAUUGGUGUGGCGGUGAAUGUGACAUAAGCGGUGAACCAUCAUUAUUAUUAUCAUCAUCAUCAUCAUCAUCAACUGUUGAUGGAUUGUUUGAUGACUGA
This is a messenger RNA of Loa loa (African eye worm), 225 nucleotides long. RefSeq lists its product as hypothetical. The record is from RefSeq and is a predicted model, not a curated record. NCBI's taxonomy places the organism in Eukaryota, Metazoa, Nematoda, Chromadorea, Rhabditida, Onchocercidae. The transcript has a single exon. The annotation marks the transcript as partial.